This is a messenger RNA of Phragmites australis (common reed), 3000 nucleotides long. Its product is annotated as U-box domain-containing protein 4-like. The coding region runs from base 363 to 2546 and encodes 727 amino acids. Lineage: Eukaryota; Viridiplantae; Streptophyta; Magnoliopsida; Poales; Poaceae. Gene Ontology annotation, cellular component: cytoplasm; nucleus. The record is from RefSeq and is a predicted model, not a curated record. Gene Ontology annotation, molecular function: ubiquitin-protein transferase activity; protein binding. Gene Ontology annotation, biological process: protein ubiquitination. The transcript has a single exon.
UGGGCCCCACCUCCCUCUCUAGAAGACGAGGCCGUGGUCGGCCACCUCCACCACCUCGGCACCUCCUCCGCCUCCGCCUGCCUCCUUCCCCUUCCUCCCCUCCUCUUCUUCUCCGCCCCUCUCGCGGCGGCUUCCUCCCACGUCAAGCCCAGCCCCAGCCGGCGGGCGCGCGGUUGCGCCUGCUUCUGCGCGAGCGCGACCAUUUCCGCGUCGUCGCCGUCUCCACCUAACCUAACGCCCCAACCUAAUCGCCCGUUUGAUCGCCUCGCCUCGUUAGCCGGUAGGCGCGGUCGGUCAAAGGUAAAAGGAGGGAUUUUCCCGAGCCAGGGAGGAGGGGGCUGUGCGGUUCUUGGUCCUUGGCCAUGGCCGCGCCGGCGUCGGCCUCGUCGCCGGUCGAGUUCCUGCUCCGACGCCCGCCACCGCGGCGGCGGAGGCCGCCGCUGGCCGGCGCGUUCUUCGCCCCCACGGGGCUCGCCGGCGCGCCCCUGCUCGGGGCGCUCGCGUCGCUCGCGUCGUCCCUACUGGGCGCCCCGCGCCCGCCGUCGCAGCGCCGGAACCUCGACGCGCUCAUGCGGAGGCUCGCGCUGCUCUCCUCCCUCCUCGACUCGCUCCUCGCCGACGCACCGGGGGGCGGCUUUUCCGACGCCGCCAACCUCUGCUUCCGCGAGCUCUACGUCGUGCUCUUCCGCGCUGACCUGCUCGUGUCCUACGUUGCCUCCGCUGGCCGCGCGUGGGCGCUGCUCCGGGGGGCCCACCUCGCGUCUUCCUUCCACGACCUCGACGCUGAGCUCGCCGUCGUCCUCGACGUGCUCCCCGCCGCCUCGCUCCUACUCUCGCGGGACGCGGCCGAGCACCUCGACCUCCUCCGCGCCCGCUGCCGCCGUCGCGCGCCAGGCCAGUACCACGACCCCGCCGAGGCCGCUCUCCGCGACCGCCUCCUCGCUGCCCCCCGCCAGUUCGAGCUCGGCCAGCCGCCUGACCCCUCCAAUCUCCAAUCCCUCCUCGCCCACAUCGGCAUCUCCGACGCUGCUUCUUGCCGCGCCGAAAUCGAGUAUCUGGAGGAGCAAAUCUUGAGCCAAGAAGAGGACACCGACCUUCCCCUCAUCGGUGGCGUCGUCGCCUUACUCCGGUACUGCCUCUUCUCCCUGUUCGACCCCGGCAACACAAAGGCGCCGCGUGUUUGGCAGUCAGCGGGCAACAGGCAGCGGCUGCUCUCGUGGAGCAGCAGCGACGACAGCUCCUUCUCGGUGCCCAAGGAGUUCUCGUGCCCGAUUUCAUUAGAUUUGAUGCGCGACCCCGUCGUGGUGUCCACCGGGCAGACGUAUGACCGGCCGUCGAUCAUACAGUGGAUCGAGGAGGGGCAUUCAACCUGCCCCAACUCCGGGCAGGCCCUUGCUGACAACCGGCUUGUGCCAAAUCGUGCGCUCUGCAGCUUGAUUUCACUGUGGUGUGCGGUGCAUGGCUUCCAAUUUGAUUCGCAGGAGAGCAACGAGGGGAUGAUGGAUUGUGUCGCCAUGUCAUGCAGCAGCAAGGCAGCAAUUGAGGCGAACAAGGCAACAGCAAGGAUUUUGGUCAGGAUGCUGGCGGAGGGGUCGGAUAACACAAAGGCGGUUGCUGCUAGGGAAAUUCGGUUGCUGGCGAAGACUGGGAAGCAAAACCGGGCAUUCAUCGCUGAAUUGGGUGCUAUCCCAUUGCUCUGCAGGUUGCUGUUGUCAUCGGAUUGGAUGGCACAGGAGAAUGCUGUGACAGCGCUGCUCAAUCUAUCGAUCUAUGAGCCAAACAAGACACGGAUUAUGGAACAAGAGGGUUGCUUAUGGCUUAUUGUCAGUGUGUUGAAGAAUGGAUGGACAACAGAGGCCAAGGAGAAUGCUGCAGCAACACUCUUCAGUUUAUCUGUGGUCCAUGAUUACAAGAAGAUGAUCAUGAAUGAGCCAGGGGCUGUGGAGGAGCUGGCUUGUAUGCUGACCAAAGGGACGCCAAGGGGGAGGAAAGAUGCAGUGAUGGCGCUUUUCAACCUCUCAACACAUCCAGAAAGCUCAGGUCGGAUGCUCGAGUCAUCUGCAAUUUUAGGUUUAAUCGAGUCACUGAGGAACGACACUGUGUCCGAGGAAGCUGCUGGAGCUCUGGCUCUGCUGAUGAAGCAGCCUUCCAUCGUGCAUCUUGUUGGAAGCUCUGAAACUGUGAUCACUAGCCUUGUUGGAUUGAUGAGGCGGGGAACUCCAAAGGGCAAGGAGAACGCAGUGUCAGCUUUGUAUGAGAUAUGCCGUCGAGGUGGGUCAAUGUUGGUACAGAGAGUGGCAAGAAUACCGGGGUUGAACACGGUAAUACAGAACAUCACGCUCACUGGAACAAAGCGCGCCAGGAAGAAAGCGAGCUUGAUUGUCAAGAUGUGUCAGAGGAGCCAAAUUCCAUCAGCAAUGGUACUAGGGAGUUCCUUGGCAGUGGUUGAUCAUUCAUUGGUAGGGAACAACACAUUGAGGCGUGCUGCGAGCUUCAGCAGUGGGGAGUUGUCAAACCCCAUGUCAAUUUCAGUGCCUGUGCCCUAGGUGGAAAAGGUUUCCAUUUCGGAUCCCACAUAAUUGUUACAUUUGGUGAGUUUUGUCCUCAGAUUCUUUCAUUUCAUGCUCAAAUGGAGGUAUACAAAUUUAAUCCAAAGGAAUCAAUACUUUCAAUAUGUCAGAUGUACCUGUGUGUAUGUGAUUGUGAAUAACUGUGAAGAUAUAUAGAUUUACUAGUAGACUUCCAGCUUGAUGUUUCCUUGACAACCUUGGAAAUUAUCUAUUUAUUUUGUUUCAAUUUCAAAAACUCCAAAUAUGUAUGCUACUUGCUGUAAACCAUAAUUAGUAGUUUACUCUGAGGCAUCAUUGCCAGGGAAUGAUAUAUCAUUGCACCAAUGGAUUGUAAUAGAACACAGAGGCUGAAUUAUUGCGAAUGCAACUUGAACAUCUACUUGUCUUGCUUUUGAUAAAUAAAAAAAGAAUUGGUGCUAUUUCUAGCAUA